CAUCAGCACGAGGGUGGUGUGAGCGUGCCGCACUCCGCGUCUCGCGCCCGCCCCGACCGCACGUGUCCUCCGUGCCCUCCAGCCGCACGCGCAUCACCGUUUACUGUUAUCAAGAGAAGAUAAGGAAGAAGUAUGAGGAGUGUCAUAUAUAUGGUCGCCCUACUGGCGCUAGCAUACGCCGCCCCUGCCCCUGAACCGGCGCCUGCGGCGAAGCCCAACCCAAAUCCCGAGCCCGCAGACGACAACCGACCAGAAAUCAUUGAAAUCAUCGCACCAGCGGCCAGCGCACAGGAGACUCUCUCGACCCUAAACCUUGGCGCUCCCGGGUCUGAGCUGAGUGAACGUAACAAGCGAACGAUCGGCAUCCUGAGACAACUGUUCCCAUCAUUGACUCAGAUAAUCGAAAAGAAGGUACAGGAUAUCACCAGCGCGGUGCUGAAAGUAUUCGGGCCCGUAUUUCUCCGCGCCUUCCUAGGCAACCGCAAUGGCGGGAAGAGCAAUAGCGGUGGAGGAACCAUCGAGCUGGACGACUCCGACGAGGAUGAUGACGACGAAGACGACCCGCAGGCGUCCGCCACCAGCACGAGCACCAGCGCUCCGGAAAGAAGGAGACGCGCGUUGUUCCUCCUGCCGAAUGCCAUCGCUGAAGAAAACCAGCUGCUCUCCGGAGCAGAGUCUCAGCAGGCCGAGGUUCGAGUCGCUUUCGGAGAUAACCAAGCGGCCUCCAGCGACGACCAGCAGACCGCAGCGCAGACCAACUCGGCCACCAUCGAUGAGAUUUCUCUAGAUGAUGCUGACGACAGUGAAGAAAAUAGAAAUAAAAGAUUCCUUAACUUUGGAGGUUCGAGUUCAUCAGGAGGAGGUGGCUCCGGCAACUUCUUAUUUGACAUCGUGAGACGUCCAGCAGAGGCCGUGGCAAGAGCGGCUGGAUCCGCUUUCCGUAUCUUCUCGGGGACGGACUCUCUCAACUUGGGCAUCACCGCCUCGCACUCCGCCACCCUCGACCCCAACGACCUUACACAACUGGUGGCCGGGUCGUCGUCUAGUGGGUCGUCAGGAGACGCAGGCGCCGCGGAGGGCGAAGACGCCAGCGCCGGUAAAGGAGACAACCUGACGGAGGGCGUCCCCGGACCCAUCACACGGCUCUUCAUCAUCGCCAACAGAGGCAUCGCCAACCUCAUCCAGGACCUCAUCCUCCGCAUCGCGCAGACUUCUGAGAGGAUAGUCAACUUCAAGGCUCGACUCAUCACAUCCAUCAUCUAAGUCGUUUCGCGAUUAGUUUAAUAACGAGUGUCUACGAUCGACCUGACUCGCCUCGCGGCUGGCAUUGGUUCAGAUAAUUCUUCCUCAUUUACCCGAUGCCAACCCCGACACGAAUCGCCGAUGGACUUUAGAAUAUUACCGCGGCGGACACUAAAAACUAUUUGACUGAACACGAAAAUAUUAAUAACCCCGAUCGGGUGCUUUCUGUCAUUACUGUUGUAAAGAUUAAAAGCUAAAUGUCCUGUAGCCGCAAUAUAGUAAUUAAAACAUGGUGUACAAGUGUCGCGAUACUCCUACUUAUAUUUGUCAAUUUUUAGAUGAAUUAUGUGAUUCCUUGGUAGUUGAUUACAUUAUUUAUCAUCGGCGACGUUUGUGCCUCAUGAAAUAUCAUCAUGUUCAAAUGAAAGCAUAUUCAUAUUUAUUUAAAACUCAUUAACUAUUUAUUAUUUUGCUUUAGCUUUCAUUAAUAACCUUUUUUUUUCUUUUUGCGUUACCUUUAAAUAUAUAGAUACUUGACAUUUCAUAGUUUUAUAAAUGCUCAAAUGUAGCGGUAGCAAAACUAGGUAUAGAUCGCGGGAAAGGGUUAACUAUUAGUAGCUUUAUCACAGUACAUUCGAUGCCGUCAAGUGAAAGUGGUCGAAGCAAAUUGACCUGUAUUUAUUGAAAUCCCCGGACGCCAUCACAGACGGAAGAUUCAAUACUGUUAUAUAGCUAUAGAUUAGACAUGUAAUUUAGAUUCGGUGAACCGACGAAGCUGCCCUAAACAAUAUAAAUACUUUGAUUUAAUUUCUUAUUUCUCGUUGUACUAAUUCCGUGUAGAAAGGUAAAUAAUUGUAUCUAAAACUCGACCAGACUAAUUAUAACUUCACCCCGGGUUCUAAUUAAGCUGGUCGGUCCAUAUGAAUCAUGCUGUGAUCAUUUUCGUGUAAAGCGCCGCGGGCUCGUCUCAGCUAGUGUUAAGUACCUAUUGUAGGUUUGAGGCGGUAGAUCCGUCUUGCUCAAGCUUUUAUAUAAUGUGACAAUCUCCAUUCGUUUUUACUUUUGUAAAUAUGUAUUAUAGCGGAAUUUACAUAAAAUAAAUGAUUAGUAAAUAA
Molecule: messenger RNA, 2357 nt
Organism: Danaus plexippus (monarch butterfly)
Lineage: Eukaryota; Metazoa; Arthropoda; Insecta; Lepidoptera; Nymphalidae
Exons: 8
Coding region: 133-1263 (376 amino acids)
Source: RefSeq, a predicted model, not a curated record